AUGGCGGCCCGUGUCCUCCUCGCGGCCUGCGUCCGCCGCUGCGCCCCACGGCCGGCCCUCGCCCGGCCCGCCCUCGCCGCCGCCCUCCUCCUCCGGCCGCCCCCCGAGGCCGCCGCCCUCCCCGCACCCAGGCCCCUGCCGCAGGUCCUCCAGCCGUGCCGCCGUUUCUCUGACGUGCCGCCGCUCACUUUGGACAGCAUCAAGGACCGUGUCCUGUACGUGCUGAAGUUGUAUGACAAAAUAGAUCCCGAAAAGCUGAACGCUGAUUCCCACUUCAUGAAAGACCUGGGCCUGGACAGCCUGGACCAAGUGGAGAUCAUCAUGGCUAUGGAGGACGAGUUCGGCUUUGAAAUCCCUGAUGUGGAAGCAGAGAAGCUGAUGUGUCCGCAAGAGAUUGUCGAUUACAUUGCCGAUAAGAAAGACGUGUACGAAUGAGUGUUUCUCGAGCUGAGCAGGCAAUUCUGUUCCUUCCUGAGGGCUUGGAGGUUGUCCGCAGGACGGGGGCACUGGUGAGCAAAGCGC
This is a messenger RNA of Euleptes europaea (tarantolino), 522 nucleotides long. It is a transcript of the gene NDUFAB1, whose product is annotated as NADH:ubiquinone oxidoreductase subunit AB1. Gene Ontology annotation, biological process: fatty acid biosynthetic process. The record is from RefSeq and is a predicted model, not a curated record. Gene Ontology annotation, cellular component: mitochondrion. The transcript is spliced from 5 exons. Lineage: Eukaryota; Metazoa; Chordata; Lepidosauria; Squamata; Sphaerodactylidae. The coding region runs from base 1 to 435 and encodes 144 amino acids. Gene Ontology annotation, molecular function: acyl binding; acyl carrier activity.